GGAAAGAGGUGUCGGGCAUUAUCGCGUUGAUGGACGAAGUCCCCGAAUUCAGAUCAGACCUUUUUGAAGAGCUCGCGAAGCGAUGGAAGUAAAAGUUCGGCUUCGAGUGUUCAAGGGUGUCCUGGUAUGCAGGGUCUAGACUUGUAGCAUUCUCUUGUCUUAGAAGUAUGUCUUCACCUUCACUCAGCACCACGUUUGCCAUCAUGCGGAUUUCAUCGCGCGCCUCCAACGCGUCGACGCGCGUGAUUCGCGUGCCCAAUUUCACCUUUACUGCAAACUCGUCUCUUUACAGUCACCGUCUUCCCGCAUUCAAACUUUCGAUCACCUAGCUACGUCAAUAACCAGCAAACUUGUCGACCAUGGACUACCAAGAUCAGCGCAAGCGUGCCUUCAGUCAGGCUUUUCAGCUUGCAAAUCAACCCAGGUUCAGUGACAGCCGCUCUCAACCAGCCAAGCGCAUCUUGACAUACCCACUUCAUUCUAUGGGUCUCUGUUACCAGAACACCGAUAAGGAGAACGACGGUCCACUUGAUCUAGACUAUGAUUCUACUGUUGACGAGGCCCCCGGGACACAGGUCCGUCAUCCGCCGCCUAUAAAUUUGCGGCGCACACGUCCUGUACUGUACAAUACCGCUUCGCUGCAGUACGAACUCUACGGCGACGGGCCAGGACCAGAGGCUGGUACUAGUUACGACCCAAACUCUGUUGUACGAAAUGCAGGCUUGAGAGACUCAGACGUUUGCAAAUCUCCUCUCUCAACGCCGUCGAUCGUUCGAGGCAAGUCGAUGUUUGGCCCUUCGCCCUAUCUCAGGCCAAAUCUCAGCUUGUCACUGGGUAGUAGUGCAGAUUCCUGCUCCCAGACUGCAUUCAUAUCUGGCGUGCUCGAAAACGCAGGCCCUCCAAUGAGCGAUGCUACGACAGCGGUGAACCCGUUGACACCAAGCACUCUGAAAUUUGGCGAUCUGUCAUUGAAUAGCGAAGGAUACUCGUUCAUGUCAUCGCCUCUUCGGCAAAGCGUUCAAGGCAACCGCGCGACAGUCUCUAUGGUAUCGACCUGUUCUUUCUCAAAGUUCGACUCUCAUUAUCAAGUACAGCACAGUCGCUCGCACGUUCGCAGAUCCAUCCCAGUGAUCCACCCAAACGAAGUCGUUGUUUUGUUCGACAAGGGCAAGGCGAUUAGAAAGGCGAACAAAUAUGCGCUGUGCAACGCCUCACGCCUCUUCGCUCAGUUGCUUGGAGGUCCUUCCUUGGACCCUGGCCUCACGCGGUGCCUCCGCCUCCGCGACGACUUCCCAUACGCCAUCACUAUCAUGCUUUACUUCAUCGAGACCGGCUACUACGUGUUCGAUCAGCGGGCAUUUACGAGACAUCCCCUUCUCUCAGCACUUGACUACCACAUUCACGCCUACCUCGUUGGCCGCAAGUACAACAUCAAAGGGCUCCGAGACUGCGCCAUCAAAGCCUACCUCAUUACUGCACAGCAAGAGUUGGACAACGGUUUCCUGAUGGUUCCCGACGACCAAAAUCCCAGCAUUCAGUUUCCCACAACUGGGUUUCCGAUCAUAGCCCCUGCAGACGAUCACAAUGACGGUGAGACCAAGAUAACACCUGUCGACCGCUUUCUCAACUCACUGGCGCUGUUGUGGAAGAACGCGCAGUCGGACCGUGAUCCAAUGCGUCAAGUAGUGCUUGAGCUGAUCAAGCGGAAUCUGAGCAAGCUGCUGGGAGUACCGUUCUUCAUCACCCUCAUGCAAGAUGUGGUCGGGUUUGGAGACGACAUCAUGACGAGCUUAGGAGAUGAUGGGUUUGAGGUGAAAGCGCUCCAGUUCCCCAAAGGAGGAAGGCCACGUCCGACUUUUUACUUUGAUAUCUAGUUUCAGGGCAAUGGUUCGUUCUCUUGUGGGGGACGUGUAUGAUUCUGCGUAGCAGGUGGGGUUUUGAGGUCCUCGAAUUCGGCGAUUGUCGAGUGUGACAAGGUACGAUGAAGUCUAGUAUGCAUCGUCAGCGCGAACAGAUGAUAGCACGUAGCUUGGAGAGCUUCUUUGAGACCAACAUCA
Molecule: messenger RNA, 2057 nt
Organism: Boeremia exigua
Lineage: Eukaryota; Fungi; Ascomycota; Dothideomycetes; Pleosporales; Didymellaceae
Exons: 2
Coding region: 360-1874 (504 amino acids)
Source: RefSeq, a predicted model, not a curated record